Molecule: messenger RNA, 2222 nt
Organism: Pecten maximus
Lineage: Eukaryota; Metazoa; Mollusca; Bivalvia; Pectinida; Pectinidae
Product: interleukin enhancer-binding factor 3 homolog
Exons: 8
Coding region: 158-925 (255 amino acids)
Biological process (GO): adenosine to inosine editing; RNA processing
Cellular component (GO): nucleolus; cytoplasm
Molecular function (GO): double-stranded RNA binding; double-stranded RNA adenosine deaminase activity; tRNA-specific adenosine deaminase activity
Source: RefSeq, a predicted model, not a curated record
UCCGUAUUUAUAUAUAUAUAAAUAUACAUAUAUAUACAUGCUGUCAGGUGGUCUAAUGAAAUUUUGCAUUAAUACAGCUCUGAAACUUCUUCACUUGAAGGUAUGCAGCUCAGCUUUUAUUGUCCUCGCGAUAUCAGGGCAUUGAUCAUGUGUUUCCAUGGUAACAAACUGCCAGGCGGAAGAUCUGAAUUGCCUGCCGACAGCAUCAGAUUGUCCACCUGUACUGAUGGAAGAGGACAGCAAUCAAGGUCAAGGACAACAAACCAAAGCAGAACCAAAUCAGGAAAACCAGGAGGGUGAAAAGCCAACAGUUUCAAAUAAGAACCCGGUACAGAACCUCAACGAACUCCAGAAGGGCUUGGUUUAUGAGUUUGUGAGUGAAUCUGUGGAGGGUACCACCAAAAACUACACGAUGAGCGUCGAAGUGAGUGGCGAGAAGUUUGAGGGUACCGGCGCGAACAAAAAGCUUGCGAAAGUGGAGGCUGCCAAGUACGCCCUUCUAAAGAUGUUUAACAUUCUUCAUGUACCAGUUUUGAAUGAGACUACGCCAUGCAAGGAAGGAGCCUCUCCGGGAGAGGGGACUGGCAAAAAGAGGAGGAAGAGGAAAAGUACCACACCCAUGGAGAUCCUCAAUGCCACUGCUGGAGGCGAGGGUCAGGAACCAGGAGGACCAAUGUACUGUUGUAAAAACCCUGUCAUGCUCCUCAACGAGUGUAAAAAGGACCUUAAAUAUGAGUUUGUGCGAGAGUCAGCUGAAGGUGUAAAGGAACAGGAUAGGUCCUACACCAUGGCGAUAGAAGUUGAUGGUCAGAAAUUUGAGGGCACAGCUAAGAGCAAGAGGCUGGCGAAAGAACGAGGCAGCAAAGGUGGUCCUCGAAAAACUCUUCAACAUCAAAAUAGUUCCAGAAUCAGAAAUGCCGGCUGACCCUGCUGGUGAUCAUGGACAAUCUGAUGCCAGCAGUGUAUCUCCCAGGGGACCUGGAAAUAGUGGGGACAGACGAACACAUCAGUUUGCUGGAAACAAUAUGGCUACAGUUGCAGAAAUUCAUCCUCAACCAGCCAAUGUAGAGAAUUGUAUGGCGCGAGGUGCAAAUCCACUGUACCUCCGUUCUAGAGAUUACGGAGGCAGCAUGCAGGACCCUGUCGUAAAACAACUCCAGAUAGAGGCUUUACAGGCCGAAAAGGACAAAUUCAUCACCGAGCGAGAAGUACUUCUACUCGAGAAGGACAAAAUAUUGAUGGAAAAGACAUUGUUACAAAUUAAAAUAAAAAAACUGAAAAGAGAAAUUGAUGGGAAAGGCAAUAAUGUUGAUGAAUCUUAAUCAUGUUCUCAAUAGAAUACUGCUUGGAUAAUGUCAUUGUGAGAGAAACUAGUGUUAAAACUUUUAAUUAUAAUGCAGCAUAACCCCAAUAUCAUUAGUGAGCAUAUUCCUGGUACAUGUUGUUAAUAACUCCAGAAAACUUUUAUUUUUAUUUUCCAUGUAGACCAUGGAGCUGCACUGUCAUAUUCAUUUGUCACUAAAAUAAUUUGGCUGAUCCGAUUUUUCAGCUGUUUAUAUUUCUGUUUUGAUUUCGACACAUCGUGACAUCGAUAAAUGAUGCACAGGAAUAAGUUGUCGUGUGGUGAUUAUUUUUAUUUUAAGGUAUUAAUAGUUAGAAUUCUUUUUAAAACAAAAAAGAUAUUUAAUCCGAUGUGUUCAUGUAGUUUAAAUUGUAAUGAAUUAUCUAAGCCAGUGUAACAAAGAUAGGUUUUGCAAAACCUUUUUUUCCUAGAUCAAGGGCUAGCCAAUUGGAUGGGUCCAUUAUUAUUCACAAGUAAUUCGUCAACUGGGUACUGUGGUUUAGUUGAUACGCAUUCUGUACUUGAGAAUUUGUUUAAAUUAUCCCCGCGUGACGAGUGGGGGAGGAAAUAUAGGGAUAGGCUCCUAUGUAUGUAAGUGUUUCUCAUUUGUAAACGUUGUCAUUAUGCAUAAAAUGCUUCGUAUUCGGUUCUGAUAUGUAAAUCUACGGUAUCUAUGAGAUCUGCAGCAUCUGAAUCAUGUAUAAAGAUGGUAUUUCUGCCAGAGUGAACAGACAUUUACUGAUAUUAUUUUCAUCGAGUAUUCAAGUCAUAUUUAAAAUUACACUUACAGAAACACAGACUGAUUAGAAAUGUUUAAAUCUUUAUUACAACGUAUGUGUUUUACAAUGUAUUUUUAAAUAAAUUCAUGUCUUUUCGUAAA